AUGCAGUUCACACUCGCCGCCUUCACUGCUCUCUUGAGCCUCACCUCCGCCGCUGCCGUCACAAAGCGCUACCCCGCCACUCUCGUCGAGCGCCAGAGCGGUAUCUGCGGCAGUAUCGCUACACCUCUUUGCUGCCAGACUGAUGUCCUUGGUGUCGCCAACUUGGACUGCGCCAACGCUGGCGCUGGUAUCAAGACUACCGAGGAGUUCAAGGCUGCUUGCGCCGAGGAUGGUACCACCGCUCAGUGCUGCAUCGCACCACUUGGUUCCGAUGGACUGAUUUGCACUCCUGCUUAG
Molecule: messenger RNA, 297 nt
Organism: Alternaria arborescens
Lineage: Eukaryota; Fungi; Ascomycota; Dothideomycetes; Pleosporales; Pleosporaceae
Exons: 2
Coding region: 1-297 (98 amino acids)
Cellular component (GO): extracellular region
Source: RefSeq, a predicted model, not a curated record